Nymphalis io (European peacock) is the source of this 3745-nucleotide messenger RNA. It is a transcript of the gene Copg1, whose product is annotated as coatomer subunit gamma-2-like. Gene Ontology annotation, molecular function: structural molecule activity. Gene Ontology annotation, cellular component: endoplasmic reticulum-Golgi intermediate compartment; Golgi membrane; COPI vesicle coat. The coding region runs from base 90 to 2720 and encodes 876 amino acids. NCBI's taxonomy places the organism in Eukaryota, Metazoa, Arthropoda, Insecta, Lepidoptera, Nymphalidae. Gene Ontology annotation, biological process: organelle transport along microtubule; protein secretion; intra-Golgi vesicle-mediated transport. The record is from RefSeq and is a predicted model, not a curated record. The transcript has 2 exons.
AUUACACGUCGUAAUAAGUAUUGAUUUUUCAUUAGACAGAUACAAGAGUUUCAUAGAAAUAUCUGUUGGUUUCGUAUAAAAAUUAAAAAAUGAGUUCUUUUCGACGUGACAAAAAGGAAGAAGAAGAUGGUGGGGCCAGUGUUUUUCAAAAUCUUGAUAAAACUACGUUAUUGCAAGAAUGUCGUUACUUUAAUUCUACUCCGGUUAAUCCUAGAAAAUGCAUCCAUAUUUUAACAAAAAUUAUUUUCUUGCUAAAUCAAGGAGAAAAACUUACUACUCAAGAAGCUACAGACAUUUUUUUUGCGACGACUAAAUUAUUUCAGUCGAAAGAUGUUGUAUUACGCCGCCUAGUUUACUUGUGCAUCAAAGAAUUAAGUUCUAUGGCGCAAGAUGUGAUAAUCGUAACAUCAUCUCUAACUAAAGACAUGACAGGAAAAGAGGAUUUGUAUAGAGCUGCUGCUAUCCGUGCACUUUGUAGCAUUACAGAUAGUAGUAUGUUACAAGCUAUAGAACGCUAUAUGAAACAGGCCAUAGUGGAUAAAAAUCCUGCUGUUAGUUCAGCUGCUCUUGUUUCUGCUCUACAUUUAUCUGCAACAGUUCCUGAUCUAGUUCGCCGUUGGGUCAAUGAUGCUCAGGAGGCUAUUAUGUCAGACAACAUUAUGGUUUCAUACCAUGCCCUGGCAGUAGUAGCGGGAGCCAGACGUAAUGACCGUUUAUCAACAGUGAAACUUGUUACAAAACUUGCACGUUCUCCUUUGCGUUCGCCAUAUGCAAUGUGUCUUUUAGUACGCCAUGCUGCCAAACUGGCUGAAGAAGAUCAAACUGAGUCAUCAGAGCAAUAUUUAGAAUUUAUUGAGUCAUGUUUACGUCACAAAUCAGAAAUUGUUGUUUAUGAAGCAGCUCAUGCCAUAGUUAAUCUGAGAAAAACAGCUAGAGAUCUAGCACAAGCUGUAAGUGUUUUACAAAUAUUUUGUGGAUCAUCAAAGGCUACUUUAAGGCUUGCUGGUGCCCGUACUUUAGCACAACUAACAGCAAAACAUCCAAAUGCUGUUGCUGCUUGUGCAGUUGACUUGGAAAAUUUAAUAUCAGAUCCUAAUCGUUCUGUAGCUACUCUAGCUGUUACAACUCUUCUUGCAACAGGAGCAGAAAGUUCAAUUGAUCGCUUAAUGAAGCAAAUCUCCAGCUUCAUGUCCGAAAUAUCUGAUGAAUUCAAAAUAGUGGUUGUUCGUGCGAUUAGGUGCCUCUGUUCCAAAUAUCCAAGGAAACAUCAAUCUCUUUCAACAUUUUUGGCUGGGAUGCUACGCGAGGAAGGUGGGGUUGAAUACAAGACAGCUAUAGCAGAUACUAUAAUUGCUUUAGUGGAAGAAAAUCCCGAUGCUAAAGAAUCAGGCUUGGCACAUCUUUGCGAAUUUAUCGAAGAUUGUGAGCAUACAUCUUUGGCAGUUCGAAUUUUACACGUUUUAGGGCGUGAGGGCCCUAAAGCUCGACAACCAUCACGAUAUAUCAGAUAUAUUUACAAUAGAGUUAUAUUAGAAUCUGGACCUGUUCGUGCAGCUGCUGUGUCUGCGGUUGCUCGGUUUGGAGCUACCCGUGAAGAAUUACUGCCGAAUAUCAGAGUUCUCUUAUCUCGAUGUCAAUUAGAUGAUGAAGACGAAGUUCGUGAUAGAGCAAUAUUUUACAGUGCCAUUUUGGAUUCCAAUGACAAACAACUUAUUGAUGAAUAUAUUAUAAAUGUGCCAAGUCAUGAUCCUAUUCUUUUAGAGAAAGCUCUCAGUGACCACAUUUUGAUACAACCUGAUGAGCCUUUUGACAUUUCAAAUGUACCGGCUUCAGAAGAACAAAAUGAAAAUGAACAUACACCCCCACAAGUCGAAAUUUCGACACAGCCAAUUGUGUCUCGUGAAGAAAUUUACUCCGAACAAUUGAAAAUGGUGCCUGGUAUUGAAAAACUUGGACCUCUUUUCAAAACUUGUGAGGCAAUUGACCUCACGGAACCAGAAACUGAAUAUCGUGUUCGCUGCGUGAAACAUAUAUUUACACGUCAUUUGAUAUUGCAAUUUGAAUGUUUGAAUACACUCAAUGAUCAAUUUCUGGAAAAAGUAUAUAUUCGUCUUGACGUUGCUCCUGGCUAUAAUAUGCUCGGAGAGGUUGCAUGUGAAAAAUUACCAUAUGAUGUACAAGGUAGCGUAUUUUGCGUGUUACAAUUUCCAACAAACCCUAUAGAAACUUUAGGGUCUAUUGGAGCUACUAUGGAGUUUGUAGUACGAGACUGUGAUUCAACAACAGGUUUGCCAGAUUCUGGAGAAGGCUAUGCUGAUACAUAUCCUUUAGAAGAGGUGGUAAUUGGUUGUGCUGAUCAAUUUCGCACGCGCGCUGCAACUGAUGAAUGGGAAGCUUCAUGGGAAAGGGCAACUACUGCACCAGAAGCUAGUGACACUUUUGGUUUAUCCAAAACCGACGUCAAUGAAGCUGCAAUAGCAGUUUGCGAGCAUUUAGGUCUACCAAAAUCAGCUAUUGCAACUAGCGAACAUUUAGGACUGACAAAAGAAGCAGGAGGAGAUGCUAUAAAAGAAAUCCGUGGUGGUGGUCUAUGGCGUGAAGGUACUCCAAUGUUGCUUCGAGCUCGAUUAGCAGCAUCCCAAGGUGCAGUUACAAUGCAACUUACCGUUCGUUCACCACGAGAAGAUAUCGCUACAUUGCUUUUGGCUGCAGUUAGUUAAAUUGUUUAAUUUAAAAAUCAUAAAAGCAUUUGAUCUAAUCAAAUAUCUACAUGAAAUUGAUGUUAUAUUAUAAGUUAUUUGUAAGAUUGAUGUUUUAAAAAAAUAUUCAGUGUACUAAAAAAACAUUAAAUGUCGUUGAUCUGGUUCCUCAAGCAUUGUUAAUUUCACAAAAUUUAUUUGGUUUUCUACAGGUUAGAGUUCUUCUAAUCAACAAUAUAUGUCAAUAGAUCAUUUUACAGAAUAGUAAAUAUUUGAAAAAGAAAUAGCUUGAGCAUCACUGAUGCUAGCUGAGCAGCACUAUCAAGAGGAUAGUGGUAGAUAGAUAGUAACAACUGGUUUUCUUUAAAUUUAUUUCAAUACUGUACAAUUGAAAUUGAUACGAACAAAAAUUAUCGUUAUUAAUUUAAUAGUAGUUGUAGUAGAAAGAAUCACCUAUAUAUAAACUUUUUAGAAUUUUUAUUGGAUUGCUAAUAACAAUCUUAUAUGUAGCUUGUUUAACAAUUGUCCCUUCUCAAAACGUUAGCUCAUUUGACUUAAAAAUUAAUCAAUAACAAGUCUUCACAAUUAUUACAGAUAACAAAAGAAAUGUUUCAUAUGAAAACCGAACAAAUUCAAUCGUUAUUUACAUUUACCCUGUUUUUGGAAGUAUAUAAUUAUUAAAGUACUGAGGUUUUGUUUGUUUAUUUACUAAAUGUCAAUAUUUGUGGAAGUAUCGUAAAUGUUGGUUAUGAAUAUACAGUUUCCGUAAAAUGUUCUUUCCUGUAUUGUGACUGUGUAUUAUAGUAUAAUAGUAGAAUAGUGUGAUUAUGUCUUAUAUAUAAUAUACAGUCUUCGAUAAAACCUAUAACAUUUUACAUUCAUAGAAAUAUUACUUAUAUUUGGAAGUUAUUGCAACAAAUACAAUAAUGUAUAUUUAUUUACAUUAUAAAAUUAAUUUGAAGUCUAUAAGAAAAAUUUGAUGUCUAAAGAAAUUUUAAUGUCUAAAAAAAUUUGAUGUAUACAGAAAUUUCGAUGUCUAUAAAGAA